AUGUCCAAGACGUUGGUCCCCAGUGUCAGCUUCAGUGGUCUGUACGGUCUCGUGUCCUCGCCUCUCAAAGGUGGCAAUCAUCAUGGAUCGUCCACGCCCAGCGGUGGCCUCAAGCCGAUCGCACCGCCCGUUCCUUCGCGAACCAAUUCCAGCGAUAGUACGACCGACCUCCCUCUCCUCGACAACCAACGCCAACAUCAUCAUCAUCAACAACAACAACAAUACUAUCACCACCCGAACCAAGUCGUCGCCUCGCGUCACCCAUCGCAAUACAGCGCCGUUAGCGCGAGUGUUCCGGAAGCCCAAUUGCAACUCUCGACCGAGUGUCCGUCGUGCGCGCACCCGGUCGUCCUCAAGGUACCCAGUGCCCUUCUCGCAGCAGCCAAUGUCGGGCACCACAACCGAUUGGGGAUGGAACAAUAUGACGACGGACGAUAUUUCCAGCAACAGGUCGAUCAUCGUGGCGGUCGACAGCUCACGGAAAAGGACAGGAGAGAGCAGUGGCGAGCCGGUGUCGUCGGUGGUGCCGUACGAGCGGCGAAGGCGUUCAAAGAAUCGAGGGUGAGUGCGAUAUUGGACGAUCCGUUAUCUUCAAAAUGGUAUGGACUUUUGAAGCUGACGUCUCGGAUCGGAAACCCCGAUCACGCAGUUCCCCGAAUUACUCUGGCGCCUGUUCCAAUUCUGCGUCGGCAUCAUCCUAUGGCUCGACAUGACCUUUCACCUGCGUCAGCGUAUCAUGGUCGUCGUAUGGGCCGUACUCGAGGACCUCGUCAAGAUCGAACGCGAGGUAGGGAUCCUCAGAAAUUCGGGCGAGGCGAUCAGUGUGCUUUGGUGAGUGAAUCAUCUUUCGUUUUGACCGGCGAAAAUUCGCUCGAGCUGACGGUUCUCUUCAAUUUUCAGGGAGGCGGCUGUCAAAGGAACGAUCGGUGAGUUAGAAGAGCUCAGCACGAGGUUCCAAGAGCCCUAGUACUGAGCAGGAUGCCGCAUGUUCUUUUCCCACAGCCCUCGCCAAGUCCGAAGAUGGACCUUCUACGACCCCUGCCCCCGCGCCUUCACCAAUGCAUCACUCCGCAUCCCCUUACGGCGGUCCAAGCACGAUGGGAAUGUACCCCUUCCCUACAAUGGACCACCAUGGACAUGAUCAACCUCCUUACUCCUAUCCCUGCUCUCCUACUUUCCAUCCUCACCCUCAACAAAGAGCAGGCACCGCUUCCCCCUCCGCUUACGCCCAACCGUCAUUCACUUACACCUCCGAAGACGAUAUCUCCAACUUGGGUGAUCUCGUCGAUUCUUCUUCAUCCGACCAAGAACUGACCCCUCAAAAAUCUUCCCACGUACAUCUACAAAGUACGACGCGGGAAUCGGCAAGGACUUUACGACGUACGGCUUAUUCGACACCUUCGUUGAAAGGGUUCGCUCUAGGUAUCGACGGUUCCGUAGAACGUCGUUCAAGAUCUGGUAUCUCCACCCCCGGUGCGAAUCAUGCCAGUGCAGAAGAUUACUACUUCGAUGGCUUGGCAACCCCUCGACCGACGAUGGUUCGAAAAAGGAGUCGAAGUGGUCCGGAGGAGAAACCUAGGAGGGACGCCGCCAGGGGUUGGGCAGAGACGCUUGCGGGCGCCGUGUCGAGUCGUAUUAUACGACCUUCGGCUUGA
Microbotryum saponariae is the source of this 1655-nucleotide messenger RNA. Lineage: Eukaryota; Fungi; Basidiomycota; Microbotryomycetes; Microbotryales; Microbotryaceae. The record is from the annotation of a GenBank genome assembly.